Ochlerotatus camptorhynchus is the source of this 1941-nucleotide messenger RNA. RefSeq lists its product as uncharacterized. Bases 1 to 1941 code for a protein of 646 amino acids. The record is from RefSeq and is a predicted model, not a curated record. Lineage: Eukaryota; Metazoa; Arthropoda; Insecta; Diptera; Culicidae. The transcript has a single exon.
AUGGCGCAGAACAAUGGUGUGCCGCCGAAUGCAGGUGCCGGACAGAUGCCACAACCACCGAACAUUCAGGAUCAGGUGAUGCAGAUCCUCACGAAUCAGCAGAUUUUGAUGGCGCAAAUGGCACAACAGCUGGCCGCCACCCAAGUUGCCAUCAGGAAUCUCUCCCCCGAUGAAAGAGUGCUGGACUCGUUAUCGAGUAACAUGGCGGAGUUCGUGUAUGACAAGGACAAUGGUCACACGUUCGACGCAUGGUUUUCUAGAUACGUCGAUCUCUUUGAUAAAGACGCUAGAAAGCUCGAUGACGCGGCAAAAGUGCGACUGCUUCUGCGAAAGCUAAGCCCACCCGAUCACGAGCGCUAUAAUAGCUGCAUAGUCCCGAAGCUCUCUCGUGAGUUCUGUUUCAAAGAGACCGUCGAAAAGUUAAAGUCUCUAUUCGGAGCCACAGUAUCUGCUUUUCGCCGCCGAUUCAAUUGCCUUCAACUCGCAAAGGAGGACAGUGAUGAUUACCUGGCAUACUCAUGCAAGGUUAAUAAGGCUUGCUUCGAUUUCAAGCUUUCGGAAUUGACUAAAGAGCAAUUCAAAUGCCUUAUUUACGUCUGCGGUCUAAAGGGAAAGCAGGAUGCUGAAAUCCGAAUACGGCUUAUCAACAAGUUGAAUGAAGCCGUCGAUCUUACGCUACUGCAAGUCGUGGAGCAGUGUAACAGCCUCGUCAACCUAAAGCAGGACACCGUCCUAGUCGAGAAUCCGUCGUCCGUGGUGAAUGCCGUUGCUUACAAUAAGUGGCCGAAGUCGAGACAUCAGUCAGCAGUAUCGAAUUCGUUCCAUCCCCAUCAACGUGAGCAACCGAAGACUCCCUGCUGGUCGUGCGGGGGGAUGCAUUACAAUAAGGACUACCGAUUCCGCGACCGCAAAUGCAACGAGUGCGGUAAGGUUGGGCACCGCGAGGGCUAUUGUGCCUGUUUCCAAUCGAGGGCUUCGUCUAACGCAUCGACACACACUGCAUCGAAGAAGAAGCGACCCUCAACGAAGACCGUGACCAUCCACAACAUCAGCCAGGGUAGAAAAUUCGUCGAGCUCCAGGUCAACAACUUUCCUCUUCGAUUACAAUUGGACACAGGAUCCGAUAUAUCCAUAAUUUCGCACCGAUCGUGGAUCAAAAUGGGUCAGCCGAAAACGAAACCAACGGUGUGCACCGCACGAACGGCUUCCGGACAUCCACUCAAGCUGGUUGCCGAGAUGUGGUGCAGCAUUAUCCUCAACAACGUCACCAAAGAGGGUAAGUGCUUCGUUGCCGCUCCUAACGUCGGUCUUGAUAUUUUAGGCAUCGACUGGAUGGAUUUGUUUGGGUUAUGGAACCAACCUAUCGCAUCGUUUUGUAAUCAGGUCAGCGCUCAACCAAAUCAGUCGCUGGCUACUCUGCAAGCCAAAUUCCCGGAAGUAUUCAGCAGCAAGGUAGGCCUCUGCACGAAGGCUCCUGUCAAGCUGGUACUGAAAGGAAACCCGAAGCCAGUUUUUAGACCAAAGCGUCCCGUAGCCUACUGCAUGGAAGGUGUGGUAGAGGAUGAAAUCUGUCGGUUGGAGUCCCUAGGCAUCUUGAAGAAGGUGGAUUUCGCUGAGUGGGCAGCCCCGAUCUUAGUGGUUCGGAAGUCCAAUGGAACCGUCCGAAUCUGUGCUAAUUUUUCAACCGAGCUCAACAAUGUGCUGGAGCCAAAUCAGUACCCCCUACCGCUGCCCGAAGACAUCUUCGCCAGAAUGUCCAGUUGUCGGGUGUUCAGUCACAUCAACCUUUCCGAUGCCUACUUACAGGUCGAGGUGGAUCCAGAAAGCCAACAAUUGCUCACCCGCUUAUCGCCCGGCAUCAAAUCCGCUCCAGGUGCAUUCCAACAGCUAGUGGAUACGACGGUCUCACUUGUACCGUUGGGUAUUUGGACGACAUCGUAG